Messenger RNA from Caenorhabditis remanei, 3123 nucleotides. RefSeq lists its product as uncharacterized. The record is from RefSeq and is a predicted model, not a curated record. The transcript is spliced from 7 exons. The coding region runs from base 1 to 3123 and encodes 1040 amino acids. Lineage: Eukaryota; Metazoa; Nematoda; Chromadorea; Rhabditida; Rhabditidae.
AUGUCCUCAUCUAACGACGACGACAACGAUCCACCGUACUCAACAGUUCGUCAGUUACGGGCCGAAUAUCUAGCGAGGGUCGCGUCCUCCUCGACGUCUUCAAGAUCUGCGUCGUCAUCUCGUCCACCGAGAAGGGGGACUGUGUUUGGGACGAAGCCAACUAUCAGUUUGCCAUACAUUCCAGAAGUUGAAGAGGAACGUCGUGCCUCCUACCACGUAGAAUCAUCAUCAUAUAUACAUAGUCAUAGCAGCAGUCAAGGACCACCACACCAGCCAUCACAACACAACCAUCAUCCACCACCUCCAUCACCACCUCCAGUUCCAGCAGUACUACAGCAUCAAGCCCAUCCAUCACAUCAUCCACCUCCGACUGUACAACCUGUUUUGAACAGACCUCUGUCCAAAUCUCAAUUGCUAUACCCUCCGGGAAGUACAGAAAAUAUUGCAAGUGAGCACAAGCCAGCGAUCAGGCCACCAGAGAAGACAGUCUACGAAAACAACCCUAUUGCGCCAUCGGAGUUAAAUGUGCAAGUGAAACGUGCCCCGCCACAAGGACCGCCACCUCCUCCGCCACCUCAAGCGGCUCCAUCAGAUUUCGACUAUCCGGAACGGUUAAUGAGCCCACCGCCAACUCAUCAACCUAGAUCGAUUCUCAAAGGAUAUUCAUCUUCUCAGCAAUACUAUUCUCAGACGAAUCUAUCGGAAUCUCAUCACCAUCAUCAGCAGUCUCAUCAAGAGCAGCAUACCACUUUAAAUCCUCAACAGAUGCAUCCAAGACCGUCAGAUCGUCGGACACCGACACAUUUCGAGGAUCUCAGUGAGGAUGAGAAGACGAGAAUUAUGCAUGAAAAUCUGCAGAAGCAUCGGAAUAUGAGAAGUGGGCCGAAUGGUCCACGUCCAGUGGUCACCAAUUUCAACGGUCCAUUUUUCCGGCUAGAGCAAGUCAGUCCAGGACAACCUCAACAACCCCAACAGUACCAACAACAUCCACGAAGUCAGUCGGUGGAUCCGUCAGGUGAUGGUCUUGGAAACCACCGGCUUCUGCAGCAGACACGAGAGAUUUCCGCUUCCGAGAUUGAGCUACACAACUACUCUCGAAACGUGGAACCGUCAGUUGUGGUGUGGCCACCGAUAUCGGAGAAAGAGAGGAAGCGUCCGAACUCGGUGCUAGCUAAGAACUUCCAGGAUCCAGAUAAAAUUGAUGAAUAUCAUAGACAGAAAAGAUUAGAACAAGAAGCGAUUCAUAGGCAUGAAGAACAACAAAUGAUCAGCAUGAGUAAGCAGAUCAGAGCGAUGGAGAUUCAGCAACAAAGACUUUAUGAACAGUCUCAUGGAGUGACGUCUCCAGUGCCAAUCAUGGAGUCGAUUUCUCCACAGCCUCAUUCUCAUUAUCCACCUCAACAACAACACCACCAUCAGCCACCACCGUCUCCUCAGCAACAAUACUAUCCACCACCUCAACCUCAACAAUACAAAGAUCCAGAACCUCAAUCAUACCCUGUCCAAGUGUUCGAGACAAGACCUAUCUCGGCAUUAUCCGAUCAAAUGGAUCAGCCACAACAACCACCGACAAGUUGGAAGAGAACUUAUAUAGUGGAAAGACCGAGAGAUGUGGCGAAGAAUGAGAUUCUGACAUCAGAAGAGCUUCUCGAGAAAGAAUCGUACGAUGUGGAUUUACUGAAACGACGAGAGACUUUCGUGGAGAAACCAGAUGAGCCACCACGGAUAAACCGAUUGGGUAAGAGGUGGCAGCCACCGCCAGAGAAGCCGUACGUGUGGCCAACUCUUCGAAGAGCCAUGUCAGUUGAGCCAAACGCAAGACCCAUCGAUUUCGCGCCAGGAGUACCACAAAACUACGAUGAUAAUGAAGAGUACAAAUGGGAGCCAGUCGUGAACGAUCCUGGAUACAAAAAAGAGGACAAGAACUUCACACCGGUUAGUAGUCCACCAGCGUCGCCUAGAAGAGGUCAUGGAGUUGGGCCACUGGAUGAGCCAGCAAAACGACAAGCAAAGUAUGUGAUCCAACCAAGUCCCGAUGGUAGCCACCGUCCAAAAGCGGUUUUCCGAAAGGAAAGGCAUACACCAAGCGGUGGAUUCUAUCCACAUGCUCCGAAUGCUAUCAAGGUUGUCAAAAAGAGGGCUCAGUCGGUUCAAGGGCUACUGUCACCUACUGACAACGUGGAAAUCAUCCAUCAACGAAACUAUCAUCGAUUAGACUUGGAGCAAAACGGGCAUCACGGCCAAAAACUGCGAAGGAACCAUCAGCAUGGAGGAAGUGAGAUUGAUUUAAGGAGAACUCAAGACUUGCCGGAUUGGGAGAAGAUUUAUGAACUGCCUCCACAUAGUUCCCAGAUUGUACAGAAAGAUAUGCCGCGACACGUGGACGUGCAACGUAGACUGUCGAAAUUCGAAGGAUCCAUCCAAAACCUUCGUGCAGCGUCAAGCACACAACAUCUGGACAGCAUGCAACAGUUGCACUUCCCGAUGCCAGACUAUGAGCCACCACAGCCACAUCAUCAGAGACGACGUACCGAGUCGUCUGGUGGUGGAAACUAUUGUGGUGGGGGGCCUCCACCACCACCGCCUCCUCCGAUGUCAAUGUCGCUUCAUAAUCAGCAACCGAGAGAAAUGUCCCGCCGAAACUCUGUCGCGUCUACACGAAUCGAUUCCCCAUCUCUUAUGAUUCCACAUCAUCAUCAAAGACAAUCUCGAUCUGACUCCAGAGGUCCACCGCAAAUGUCACGGGCGGCCUCGUCGAUACCUUUGUCACCACAACCAACUCCACAACACCAUCAUCAUCAUCACUCGCAGAGACCAACAACUCCCGGAGCGACGAGAGCACGAAAUUAUAUCGCAAGAGCGACUGCGCCGAGUCCAACACCGUACUCUUAUGAUCGAGCAAGAGCCUAUGUGCCACCGGCGCUCCCACCUGGUUAUAGGCUAGCCGAUCCACUACCCGAUCAACGUGCUCUCUCCCCAUCUCCAGGACAUACUCGAAAACUAAUCCGAAACGUGUCUGAAUCGGCUCAACGCCUUCAACAGCCAUCAGGCUCCACACCUCAAACCUCUCGAGCUCCAUCGCGUCAUUCUCAUCGCCAGAGCCCCAAUCCCCGAUUUCUAUAA